Messenger RNA from Knipowitschia caucasica, 966 nucleotides. The record is from the annotation of a GenBank genome assembly. NCBI's taxonomy places the organism in Eukaryota, Metazoa, Chordata, Actinopteri, Gobiiformes, Gobiidae.
AUGCGGAUCAAAGUGGGAGUGAGUGGCAUCCUCGUCGUUACCAUGGUGACCAGUUUGAUGUUGGUCUACAAAGGCAUAAUCUACAGUGACAGAGCCAUGCCACCUUCAUCAGUGUCCUCAUCCACCCACAGUUCAGCCCCAGGUGUGAAAAAGCAGCAGAACGUAACAGAGAAGCCCACAGUGCUGCAGGGAUAUACAGCCAUUGUGGAUCGAAAGCCCUUGAAGAUGCACUGCAAAACCUGCUCCCUUGUAACCAGCUCUGGACAAGUCGUCGGCAAUAAUGCGGGUGAAGAAAUAGACCAGUCGGAAUGCGUUAUCCGUAUGAACGACGCUCCAAGCCUGGGCUACCAAAGCGAUGUCGGCCGUCGCACCAGUGUCCGUGUGAUAGCCCACAGCAGCCUCCAGAGAGUGCUGAGGAACAGGCACCAGCUGCUCAACCACAGUCAAGAAACUGUGUUCAUUUUUUGGGGUCCGAGCCACCUCAUGAGGAGAGACGGCAAGGGUCUUGUUUACAACCAUCUGCGUCUGCUGAAGAAAGUCAUGCCCACACUCAAGAUCUACAUGAUCUCCCGAAUACAGAUGCUGAAGUUUGAUGAGCUCUUCAGGAAGGAGACGGGGAUAGACAGGAAGAAAUCCAACGUGUGGCUGAGCACUGGUUGGUUCACGAUGGCCACCGCCCUUGAGCUGUGUGACCGGAUCAAUGUGUUCGGGAUGGUGCCACCGGACUACUGCAAAUCGCCCUUGCGUCGCUCUGUGCCAUAUCAUUACUACGAGCCCUCAGGACCAGAGGAGUGCUCCAUGUAUCUGUCUCAUGAGAGGAGUCGGCGAGGGAGCCAUCACUUUAUCACUGAGAAAAUGGUCUUUUCAAACUGGGCCCAAACACUGAACAUUGACUUCCACCAGCCAGAGUGGGCCCCUCCUGCUGUCGGGAACAGUUCGUUCACUGCUGUUCCUGCAGGAUCUUGA